Messenger RNA from Hymenoscyphus albidus, 1650 nucleotides. NCBI's taxonomy places the organism in Eukaryota, Fungi, Ascomycota, Leotiomycetes, Helotiales, Helotiaceae. The record is from the annotation of a GenBank genome assembly.
AUGUUUUCACCACGAAAUACGGAAGCCCCUAAUCCCUUCCGCCCCGCUGUACAAUACCUGCUUUCUGCCGCCAAAAAAGCACACGGACAAGGCACAACACCAGACGGCCAUCGGAAAAGCAGUUCGUCGGGAAGCAUUGAUGCAGACGAGCGCCCACGAUCCAGAAUGUCCUCCUACCAACCCAAAUCCUCCUCAGAGUUGCGGUCCACAUCGAUACCCUUGAUCAGUAUUUCUCGGUCGCCCUCCCCAUAUCAAAGAAGACAAUCGGAUUCAAAUCCAACGUCAGAAACUGAUGAUGACGACUGGGGAGAGGGCGCGACCUCGAGGCAAUUACUGCCUGCGGAUGGGUACAAGUUGACGGGCUGGAAAGUCCUGAUAUACGGAGGAGGCUUAGGACAGUGGCUUUUCACGACGUCUCUCGGAUGGGCGUUCUAUAUUGGCGUACUGGUCAUCUGGCUGGGAGGAUGUCAAAUCGGCCUGAUCGUCAUGAACCGAAUCAUCCUGUGGAGUGGGUACCUCCAGGAAAACUAUACGUCCCACACGAAGCUGAUGGUUUUAAUAGCGGGAGUCUACAAAUUUCCUUAUCCUCUCACGACGACUCUAUUUGAGAUGCUCAAUACACACUUCUGGAUCAUCCUAUCGGCAUACAUUACACGAUGGGUGAGUCCAUGGCUGGUGAGCGCUGGGGUGUCGUCAAUGAUUGCACCCUCGAAGCAACUCCAAUCGCAAUCUUCCCAGGGCUUUCGUGGUCUGCAGAAAAAUGGCGAUGGUCUUGUGGCCUCUGUUGUACGCUGGACAUCAAGCUUCUCUGGCGGUAUUUCUGGCGGGGGGCUGUUUGAGUUUGAAUGGGCCGUAGCGAAGCAAGUUCUGCCAUUGGCCAUUAUCUUUGUCAUAAAGGUCGCUCUGAGUAACCUAUCAUUCGCCUACGCGCAACUCCAGAUUUAUACUCUGGCACGUAUUGGCAUAGUACCAUUUUCUCUCAUUUUCACGUCGGUCCUUAAUGGAACCUCUCACAGUGUAACAACACUCUCUUCCUCCCUUACGGCCACACUUACCCUUCUUGUUGCCCUCUGUCGUGCCAAUGUGCGGGUCACUUGGGAGAGUAUUGUGGCAGGUGUCUUUUCCUCCAUGUUCGUCGCACUAUAUCCGGUGCAAAUUCUACGAACAUACAAGUCUCUCGUAGCUUCCCUGGUUCCUCAAGGAGAGCUUAUUGGUACAUUUCCAUCUUCAAACGCCCCUGCCGAUUACUCGGGAUCUCGUGAGGAAGCACGAGCUUAUUGGAGAUUACUGCAUUACACGUCAGGACUUUCUAUUGUCAUCUUUGUCCCAAUCGUCUUUCUCUCGGGUGAAGUCACGAACAUUUCGCGGAAUUGUUACUUUCUGGAUGUCUUUUUCCAUUGGUUGAUGGUUCUAUGCGGUGGACUAGGUAGUUGGGCCGUGUUUUUCAGCACAAUUGCUUUGACCAGAGCUACGAGUCCACUUACGACAACAUUUCUCUUCAUACCAAGAGCAGCUUUCUUGCUACCAAUCAUGGCAGGGUUCAAGAUGCCAAACUUUGCGUGGAUUGGGGUUGGUAUGUGUUGGGCGAGUUGUGCCUGGUUUUUGAGGGGCCGCAGAAGAGAAGGAAGACCAAUGGAGAGGUUAAGAUAA